Alternaria incomplexa is the source of this 1383-nucleotide messenger RNA. RefSeq lists its product as uncharacterized. The transcript has a single exon. The record is from RefSeq and is a predicted model, not a curated record. The coding region runs from base 1 to 1383 and encodes 460 amino acids. NCBI's taxonomy places the organism in Eukaryota, Fungi, Ascomycota, Dothideomycetes, Pleosporales, Pleosporaceae.
AUGAAGUUCACCACUCUCUGCCUCACCGCCCUAGGCUUCAUCGGCUUCGCCAUGAGCCAAGGCAGCGAGACAACACUAACAACGAGGCCAUGCAACAACCCCAAGUACUGCACUACAGUACGCACCCCACCAGCCCGCUCCAACCUCUACACUUCCAAGGAGACCACCGACUCCACUGAGCUCACCCGCACCAUCACCGCGCACCGCCGCCAGCUCACCGUAGUCGAGUCCCACACCCGAGCCAGCGUCCACACCUCCAAGUCCAUCAAGACGUACAAGCCGCCCAAGCCCUCCAAGACCAAGACCUCCGGGGACUCUGAAGUCCCUAAGCCCUCUGAAGGUUUCUCGGACUCGGUUCACCCCACCCGCGUCUCUGUCACCGCUCAGCGGCGCCAGGCCCUGCCAACUACUGCGACUUGCACUGAGAUCACCGAGUGGGACUCCAAGACCUAUGCGACUGCUAUUUCUACGCAUAUUCAAUGCGGACCGGAUAAGUCUAAGCCUACUUGCUCUACCUCGUACGAAUGUGGAUGUCAUUCCUCUGCCUUUACCCGGGACGAUAAUCCUGAUAUACAUUUCUGCUGGCCCAUGGCGACUAGCACUAUCUUCCCCCCGGACUACGGCGGCGGGCGGUCUCAGCGAUGGGUCGCGAGGCAAGUGAAGGCUACACAUGCGCCUAGAGCAGCGUCUGAAGAUCUCGGAGGUCGGUCUCAGCGUCUUGUUGCCAGGCAGGCGGUGCCGACAUCGACAUGUUCUCCGGGCCAUGUGGGAAGCGACUGCAGCGUUGUCGUCUCACCGCCAAAGCCUACGAAGUCUUGUCCUCCGGGUUGGGUCGGACCUGACUGCCCUUUCGCAAGUCAUGUUCCAAGUACCCCGACGGUUACGGCUACCAACGAUAUUUACGCUCGUCAAGAGGCUGUAGCGAGUGGGAACCCAGUUUACGUUGUCACCGUCACCCAUGUCAAGCGUGUCACCGCCCGUCAGGAAGCUGGACCGACUGAUCUAGUCGAGGUCAUGACGAACACGAACACUAAAGAAGCUGGACCAAUUGACCCAGUCUACGUUGUCACGGUCACCGAAACCCACGUUGUCAACGAACGUCAAGAGGCUGAGCCGACUGACCCCGUCUACGUCGUCACAGUCACCGAUACUAUUGCUACCACCGCUCGUGAAGAGGUUGAACCAACUGACCCAGUAUACGUCGUCACAGUCACCAAUUCUGACGCUGUCAAUCCAAGUCAAGAGGCUGAAUCGAAUGACCCAGUCUACGUCGUCACGGUCACCGACCCCAAUGUCAACAACGCACGCCAAGCGCCUGUGAAUUCUGGUGUUUCCAAGGAACCGUUGGCUUCGAAGGAACCUGAGCCUACGAGCGGGGGUUAG